UGUCACUUCACCUGUUGAUUUUUCGGGCUUACAGAACUUGCGAAAUAAAGAUAAAUUCUUCUUUAUUUACAAUAAAACUUACUUAUUGUGACAAACCUGAACCAAAAUCUAUUUAUUAUGAUCCACUGUAAACAUUGAAAAUAGGAUAUCAUAGUGCUAGUUUAGUUUAAGUGCGUUAUAAUGAUUUAUUGUUAGGUAAGUGGUUGGGUUCAUUCGUUUACAAUGUGUACGGUGCCACCGCCGCCGCCGCCGCCGCCCCCGCCGCCGCUGGUGCGCGAGCGGGCGUCCCCCGGGCACGGCAGCCCCGGGCGGGCGGCGUCCCCCGGGCAGGGCAGCCACGGGCGGGCGGCGGACGCGGUCCCGGACGGCGUGUGCGAGUGGGCGCGCGGCGAGCCGGAGCUGCGGCUGGCGUGCGCGCGGGCGCAGCUGUGCCCGCAGGCGGCGCCGCGCCGGGUGCGCUACUCGCGCGCGCCGGGCGUGCUGCAGCGCGGGCCCACGUGCGGGCUGGCGGCGCUGGCGAUGCUUGCGCGCCUGCAGCUGUCGCCCGACGCGGCGCUGGCGGCAGCGCAGGCGCGGGGGUACUCGCGGCGCGGGGAGAUGUUCAGCUGCCGCGACAUGGCGGCGCUGGCGGCCGAGCUGCUCCCGGCGGCCGGCCUGCCGCACGCGCGCGUCCAGCUCGAGACCGCGCCGCUGUACAGCGAGGAGACCGUGGAUAGGCUGCUCGCCGGAGCCAUGAUGUUGGUGCCAUACGACUCGGACCACGACCACCGGCCGGCGCUGCUGGGCGGGCGGCGCGCGCACUGGGCGCUGCUGGUGGGCGUGGUGGCGCCGGCGGGGGGCGCGGGGGCGGGGGCGGGGGCGCACGUGCUGGCGCGGCACGGCAAGUCGCGCCACGUGGCGGCGUGGCGGCUGCGCGCGCUGGCCGACAGCAACGCCAACCUGGCGGCCGCGGGGCCGGCGCGGGGCGCGGAGGGCUGGGUGCUGCCGCCGGGCGGGCUGGCCGGGCCCGCCGGGCUCGCCGGACGGUACAUCGUCGUCGAGGGAAUCUAGUGCUGCUGCCACAACAUUAUGUGUGUACCAACUGUUCCCGAGAGCUGUUCACAUUGAACAGUGGGAUAUGAUCUCCAGACUCCUCGGAGGAACAACCAGGGUGUCAGUUCAUAGGUACGCGAAAGAGUAAAUAAAACCAUACUCAUAUCAGAAAUGAGUAGAGGGUAGGUUACCUAGACCCGAGUCCGCGUGGUUCUUUGUAAUUACAUCUGUGUAUUAUUAUUAUUAUUACUUACUAGUAGGAAUGUUGCUUUUUGUUAAGUUUAAGUGUUGUUAUUUAUAAAAUUGGGAUGUUGUCUAUGAUAUUUAUAUUGGAAUGUUAUCGUUAGGUAAAUCAUAUUAUAAAUAAAAUGUAUCUAUAGAACGUUAUUUAUUUAGGUUUAAUGACAAGAUAUUUUUUUUACUGGGAUUGAUAUUAUUAUAUUUGAAUUUAUAAAUAAAAUACUAAUCAUACCUAGCUACCUA
Plutella xylostella (diamondback moth) is the source of this 1515-nucleotide messenger RNA. Its product is annotated as actin maturation protease. The record is from RefSeq and is a predicted model, not a curated record. Lineage: Eukaryota; Metazoa; Arthropoda; Insecta; Lepidoptera; Plutellidae.